This is a messenger RNA of Venturia canescens, 7503 nucleotides long. RefSeq names its product SREBP cleavage activating protein (gene SCAP). Gene Ontology annotation, biological process: SREBP signaling pathway; regulation of cholesterol biosynthetic process. The transcript is spliced from 13 exons. Gene Ontology annotation, molecular function: protein binding; sterol binding. Lineage: Eukaryota; Metazoa; Arthropoda; Insecta; Hymenoptera; Ichneumonidae. Bases 756 to 4745 code for a protein of 1329 amino acids. The record is from RefSeq and is a predicted model, not a curated record. Gene Ontology annotation, cellular component: endoplasmic reticulum membrane; Golgi membrane; SREBP-SCAP complex.
GGGCAGUGCACUCUCGAUUGGAACUUGCGUGUAAGGAGUAUAGUAUACUUGCGGGACACGACGACAGCACGAAAUUCAUAUAAUAAAAUAGUUAUAUAGACUCUAAAGACAGUCAAAGCACGUUUCGUACCUGUUCCAAGUGAAAAAAAAGUACGAAAAGGGAGACGGAGAAAAACGUUCGGUUCCUAGUCGAUAUAAAAUUGCGCGCGUUUAUCUCCUUUCGUAGAAAAGCACGUGUGUGUUGUUUGUCUUCGAAAGUUGGUCAAAAUAGUCACGGACAAGAUAAGAGGGGAAAAAAAAAAUAUGUGAAAUCUUGAAGAUUGCCGGACUAAGACCCUUCGACUGAGUGCUCCUUGGUGCCAUUAGCAACAAGACGAGAAUUAUCGUUUCGAGAUUUCGACAGUGCAUAACCUCCAAAUUUUUCACGGCAAGUUUUUUCUUUGCCGAUCAUCGCCCACCGUCUGCGCGGUUCGACGUAUUUUUUUUCCUAUCGCAUUUCGUGCUACAUACAAUCAACAAAGAGGUUAAUUUUGUUUUACGAUCUGGACGUUUAAAUUUUUUUCCUCUUAUCAACGUACGAAAAUUCUACGCAAUUAGUACCGUCGUGAGUGUGUUGCGGAAAAAUUAAGUAAUUCCCUGAAAGACUGAUUCUUAUUCGCCAACAAGAACCGAAGAAUCGAUGCUCCGCUGUUAAUGAGGUGCGUCGAAGAUCGUAAGAAAAGCAAGCGAUGUUGGUGAUACGGCCUUAAAGUGAAAUGUCCCGAAGUCUGCCAGACAGAGUUGCAGGGCUCUAUUAUGCCCAUGGCCUGUUUUGUUCCUCCCAUCCUGUUACAGUCAUAUCUCUGGCAAUCUCGGUCGUCCUAUUAUGUUGCUCUCCUUUGGUGAAUUUGCCAAUCCCUGGCAACGCGCCACGGACUGUGAUAAAUCACACAAUAACACCGGUCAAUGGAUCGGAUACUCCAGCUCUUUACGUGCAGCAAGUUGUUAUGAGGGUCGGUGUAGUACCGUGGGCCGAAGAUCUCGCUCUCUCCGACGCCUUCCGUGGACCACUUUACGAAAUUUUCAACCUUCUUGAGAUCAUACAAAAUUACCAAGAUCCUGAGACUCUGAAGACUCUUGGUCAAGUGUGCCUUCAUGUCGAAGCGAUAAAAAAAAGAAAUUCCAAAAAACCAGAAAUUUUGCCAGAGUAUAAUUGUCUCGUUUUAUCGCCUGCAAAUUUGUGGCAACAGAGCAUGGAGAUAUUCAAUCAAGAUACCGAUCUUCUGGGCACUAUUUUUUCUUACCAGAGUCUUCAAAAGGGUAAAAUAAGCGUAGCUGAGAUGAUGUUCGGCAUGAACCUUAAGGAGACCGGGAUCAAGAGAUAUCCCGUUCGCGUGCGACAGAGAGUUCUGCAAUAUGCUGUCACCAUUUUUCUUAAGGAAUACGAUCCGAGAUUCAUAAGCGGUUUAAAAAAUCGUUUAACGACGUAUUAUUCGCUGCAUCAAGUGCGGGAGAAAACGUCAGCGCAGCCGGAGACGCACGACGAGACUCUGCACAUUUUUUAUCCCGGUGAAUUUAAUUACAGCGAGUUUUUUCCGUUAACAAUGACGUUCGUGGCUCUCUUCUUUUAUAUUUAUUUUUCUGUUCGUAAAAUCGAGCUUAUAAAGUCCAAAGUCGGUAUGGCGUUUAGCGCGAGUUUCACCGUUAUAUCAUCGUUGGCAAUGACCGUAGGCAUUUGUUUUUUCUUCGGUCUCACGCUAAGCCUAAGCAGCAAAGAAAUAUUUCCAUAUCUCGUUGUGAUCGUUGGAUUGGAGAAUGUUUUGGUAUUGACGAAAAGCGUUGUGAGCACGCCCUCGCACUUGGAUGUUAAAAUAAGAGUUGCACAAGGAAUGUCGAAAGAAGGAUGGUCGAUAACGAAAAAUUUGCUAACCGAAGUGACCAUUCUCACAAUUGGAUUGUUUACGUUUGUUCCGGCCAUUCAAGAAUUUUGCAUAUUUGCUAUUGUCGGUCUUCUCAACGAUUUUUUUCUUCAAAUGUUUUUUUUCUCAACUAUACUUGGGGUUGAUAUACGCAGAACGGAGCUCUCGAGCGAAAACUCCAAAUUUCAUAUGUCGACCAUGCGAUCCAAUCGUAAACAACAAUUUACAACGAUCAUUUCGAAUAAAAAACCGAACAUAUUCCGUUCCAAGUCGCAUCCGAGGUUGAAUGGUCUCACAACCGGUCCAACCAAUGUCAUUGCUCCAAAUACCCAAAACACUCAGAACCUCGUGAAAACAUCGAAGCGAUUGAGGCUCGUGCACUUUUGGGCAAGAACGCGAAUCUUCCAACGAGCUUUCAUGGUAUGGAUGGUCGUUUGGAUAAGCAUGAUCAUUUAUAAUUCUGGAGUCAUCGAACAUCUCAUACAUUUGAGCGACACGCUCAAACCAGAUACCGAAAACGAUGGAUAUACUAUGGAAAGACCCCAAACUAUCAAACCAUACGUUGGCUUAAGCACUGUGAAGCCUCUCACUAUUCAGACGUCAACCGGAUUGCCUAAUGUUCCCAGUGAUCAGCCUCCAGUGACGAACAAUAUAACGGAAGAGCUAAAUAAAUUACGGCCAGUAGAUUUUCCACCGUGGAAUCGAUUGUCGUUGUAUCAUUGGUCAUCGAUUUUGAUGAUGUACAAUAUAUCCCUGGCCGGCCAACACAUAACAAUAUUACCGGCAAUAAAGUUAUCAAACGCUUUCAGUCCUCGUUUGGUCAGGCAAAUCAGCAAUCCAAAUGACGUGCAGUUAUUCCAAUGGCAGAGUUUCGCCACGGCCGCUCUUGACCCGUUGGACUUUUCAGACAUGGAGAUACCGACGAGAUCGGAGGCACGUGGAUUCAACACGAACGCGCCGUUCGUUCCCUCGAGUCCGAUGGAAAUAUUUUUGGCAGCUGUUUUGUGCUUGAUUAGCGUAAUCGUCGUGGCGUAUACGAUGGUGGUACUCUAUCGAUGUGUUUGUACGAGAAAUUACGCUGAGUGGCGAGCGAGUUGGCAUCAGCAGGAGAAAACUCAGGAUUCAUCGACGCAGCUCGUGCUAGAAACUCUGCCUCUUGUGCUCGAAGGUCACACACAAGAGGUCGAGUGUAUAGCAACCGAUGGGAACACGAUUGCGAGUACGUGUCUGGCCGGACAUAUUCGAGUAUGGGACUCGAUAACCGGGGAAAUGGUCGCGCAUAUCGAUAGGAAAAAAUUCUUCAAUAACGUACCGAGAGAUCUAAUCAACGGGACGCCCGAUCCGGACGAGUUGAUGUCCGAUUACGAGAGCGGUUCGCCACCGUCACGCGGUGAAAUGGAAACUUCCAACUCUUACGUUCUCAGCAAUAACUCGCCGGCUCCGCACCGACAAAAAUCCUCACCGACAUCCGGAAACUAUCGGCCCAUAACGCAAACUACAUCUACCAAAAGACACUCCAUGAAUUGUCUCUACAACGAUUAUCAAAUACAAGAAUUUUCUCCGGACAAACGCACCUCCGUAUUUCGACGCAGUCUUGAUCAAACGUUCGAAUUACCAGACUUACGAUCUUCUAUAAACACACGUUUUUCUUCUAUAAAAUAUUCACCGACACAAACCAAUUACGAGCAAGGAUUCGAUUAUGGUGAACGCUACAAACAUCUUUCCGAAGAACAUCGAAAAUCAAUCGAAGACGUACAAAAGUGCGAGAGCACCGAGGGACUCAGCAUUUGCUCGGGGAGAUUCAAUACCAAUGAACUAACCGAUAGUGCGAACUCCCUUAACACUUAUAAAACUUCUUCAAAUAACCAAAGCCCGUCCCCCAUAUGGUGCGUUGAUUAUCAAGACAAUCUUAUCGUCGUCGGCUGUGCCAAUGGUUCUCUUGAAUUUUGGGAAGGCACGACCGGCCGCUUCAAAUGUUUCUUCGACGAUGGUUCGGGUCUUGGAACUUCGGCAGUGAAGUUCGUUUGUAAUAGGGUGAUUGCCGCGAAACUGAACGGUGCUGUAGAUUUUUUGGAGCUCGAAAGAUACAGCGAGGGUCUUCAAGUGGGCUGGGGUUUCAGUUCCGGCAGAAGAACUCAUGUUAGAACAGGGAGUGCAGGAUCGCCAAUGGAUAUAAAUAAUUUACCACCUGAAGAAGACCUGAGAUGUUUGAAAAAAGGCUCUCACCGGGCUCAUCAGCAAGCCAUAACUGUUUUGGACAGUGAGGGUGGUCGUGUCCUUACAGGAAGUCAAGAUCAUACGCUAAAAGUCUUUAGGCUGGAGGAUCAACUCCCUUUGUAUACGUUACACGGACAUUGUGGCCCAAUAUCGUGUCUCUUUAUCGAUAGGGUCAGCCCGAUGACCUCGGGAAGUGGAUCUCGCGAUGGAUUGCUCUGUGUAUGGGAUUUAUCGACGGGGAUGUGCAUGUACAGCAUCCAAGCGCACGAUGGUGCUGUCGCUGCGAUAACCUGCUCGGCCUCGUACAUCAUAAGCAUCGGUACCGACGAGAGACUCUGCGUCUGGGAACGUUUCCAGGGACAUUUGUUGCACGCGCUACCUGCCCAAAAAGCUGCUUACAGCUUUCAAUUAGUCAUGCUAACACAACAGUUGCUCAUCACGAGUAAUCAGGGUUCUUUAGUGGUCUGGGACGUAAGGACGGGGGAGCCUGUUCGAGAAGUGAGGUUGGGCCACAAGGAUGACAGUGUUUACGUGAAGCAAAUGCUUGCAUUAAGAGACAGUAUAGUAUGCGAUUUCGGGCGCCAAUUACGCAUUGUCAGAUUUCCUCUGGUGUCUGACAAGCUCGACUGAGUUCCUUCAAACAAAAAAAACUUUAAAAGAAGAUAAAAAACCGAAGAAGCAUGUCCGUUGUAAAUAUAUUCCGCGUUAUCGUCGGUUCUCUCGAUCGAUCGGGGGGAAGGAGAGAGGGGUGAAAGACUAAUCGUGUUUCACCUGUUAAUUUCUAUCAUGCAAGGCAACGAGCUCUCCUUAACUUUUUUUAUACACAUCAACCUUUCACGCUUCGUGAAUAUAUUUACCGAUAGUCACUUUUUAACGAGAUACAUGAAAAAAAAACAAACAAAACAACAAAACAAAGUUAUUAACGACGAAUGAGUAACCGGUUUCACGUACUGAUCUGUGAGCACAAUAAUGAUUUUCAUAAGAAAAUCUUCAAACUCUCAUUGAUCGUUAGGCUGUGUGUGUAAGUGAAUGUGUGCGUCGUUCUGAUUGUGGGUAUGUGUGUGGUUGUGUUCAUACACAAUCUUUGUACUGUGACGAGACUUUAUCGAGGCAAAAGUAAUGAGGCUGUUGCAUAGAUCUCGAUCGACAAUCGAUGAUUCAAAUGUUUGUUUUUAUUUUCUUUUUUUCAUUUCUAAUAGAAAAUCUAUUUAUGUAUCGCAUAUACAUUAUAUAUACAUACGUACGUGUCAAUCAAACUGAAUGUAUAUGAAUGAAUGAGGUAUUAGAAUUACGAUAACUAUGUAGAAAUGAGAGUGCCUUUUUCGCAUCUGAUUAUUCUUAAUUAUUCCUCAAUGCUGAACGUCAAUAAUUAUUUUACUUUUCUUUUUUUCUAAUUUCCUUUCACACAAAUUCAUAUUUCAUAAUUUAAUUAUACAUUAACCGCAGCCUUUGUACGUAAUUGCAACGAGCGUUAUUGCUGAUUUUUUGAUGAGGUAGCUAAGACGUCGAUGUUUAUAUUUGUUGUGGGUUUUUACGAAUUCUGAAUGCACCGUUGUUCCGAGUUACGAAUGUAUUUUUACAGUUUUUUCUUUUACAAGUUGUUACGAAUUUUUUGGUUGCUUCUAUGGAGGAUAUCAUAGUUCUACGGUAUAAUGGGACUAAAUUUGAUCGUAGUUGAUGUAUAUUUAAGCGUUGUGGACCUCGUCAAAAGUAGGCUGUGGCUAAGAAUUUGAUUCACAAAUUUUACAUUUAAAGUUCUGGUUGUUUUGGCGCGAAUCUAAAAUUUUUCAAUAAAAAAUAAUGAGCCUCGCACAUUUCUUUGAAAACUAGAACGCCAAACUGUAUUUCUUUAAGGUAGAGCCUCGCCACAGUCACCUUCAAAACUCAAUUCUCCGGUAAAAAAUUUGAAAACUUGUAUCACUCGCAGAAUAAGUAAACAGUGGGAAUUGUUACGUCAGCGUGAGGCAAGAGCCUGAAAACAUAUGAACUUUCAGAAAGAAAUAUUAAGAAGACACAAAAUAUCUCUAUUCAUCAAGAAUUUUGAACAGGAAUGCUUUUCCCUCGUCGUUUGGUGGAUUUGAAAAUCAGUGGAUUCGAAAAAAGUCAUAAUCGGACUGGAAAGUAAGGAAAAAAUAAGAUGAAUCAAUAGAUUGCCAGAAAAUUGUAUUCCCCAGAAAAAUUAUAGGGCGAUGGAGUCGACUUCUAUUUUUGUUAAUCUAACGCUUGGAGGAAUGUAUCGAAAAAAUUUGUGGUUAGCAUUUUCUUGCAAUCGUUCGUCAGAUUCUAGGCAAUGGAAACGCUUCCGCAAGUGUUUUCAUCGCUGAAAAAGUCCGCCCCAAAAUUCGAACGCGUUUGUUGUGUGAUUGAUCGAUGGGAAAUUGUGGUGAUAAUUCUGAAGAAAUUUCGGCCUUGUGCAAUAUUUCAAGCACUGUCCUAGCUACCUCAAAGAGUGAAACGUAGGAAACAAUGAUAAUGAUUUUGUUGGAAUGUCAGUGUGUGCAAGCAAUUUUCGGUGGCUAGACGAAACGAUUGCUCCGAAUUUUUCACGGCCCAGUUAAUUCUCUGGUCUGAGAAACCCAAAAAACGAAUACAAGCGAUUCGCGCUUCACAAAACUUUGAUAAACCUAAAAAGAAGAACGAAAAUUCUCGAGAAAAUAUGAACUGCACGAAGGCUUUGCAUGUGCAAACGUUCCUUCGAGUCAGGUUUUCAAGCUUCGAACAGCGAGUUUUCCGGGUCUGGAAGACCCAGUACGCAAAAUCGAGCAGGAAACUCUUGAUACAUCUGUUCGUGAAAUGAGGUGGUGAGAAAUUCAUAUGAACUUUCGACGAAUGCAGAAGUGAGAUCUAAAACGUCGUUUAGUAUAAAAACAUCGUUUCUGCUGACAGAACCGUUCAUGAUUUUUUUUUAGUUUUCUAAAAUAUAUUUAAAGAAGUAUACAUGAAUAUAUAUUUUGAGGUUAUUGCGAUCAAGAAUGUUGAAAUUUAGACUGAAAUUUUGAAUAGUUGUGUCCGAUUGUGAUCGUACCCUCAAUUUCGGUGAGAAUAACGACCGAGAGACAUUUUGUAAGAUCGCAAAAUACAUAGAAAGUAUAUUUUUAUUAACCAAAGUGCAGUAUGUCUCAAAGACUAGUACUUGGUAUGCGGUAGAAUAUAAAAGCAAAACUAAAAAGAAAGUGCAAAAAGAAAAAGAAGAAUUUAAAAAAAACGAAAAAAAAAACAAUGUGAAAAUUUAUAAAAUGUGCCAUUGAUUGGCAUUUGUAUACGUCGAACAAAUGUGGACGUUUUUUUUGCUGUUUUAAAAAAUAUUUAUUGUGUAUAAUUUUCAAUAGCAUUCAAAUAUGUCAUAAACUAAAAUUAUUCUCCUGAAUAAAUUAUCAUCUUUGAUAAA